This is a messenger RNA of Erythranthe guttata (spotted monkey flower), 1091 nucleotides long. The record is from RefSeq and is a predicted model, not a curated record. Lineage: Eukaryota; Viridiplantae; Streptophyta; Magnoliopsida; Lamiales; Phrymaceae.
CUCAUGCUUCCCAAAUUCCGAAUUCCCAAAAAACCUGCUAAUAAAUGGCUUCGGUAGUCGAGAUUCGAAAAUACAACUGUUAAAGGCAUUGCAUCUCGUCACGGCCAACAAUGGCUAGAGAGAGAAAGAGAAAGAGGGUUCCUGAGGUCCUCUGGAGACUCUUCGGCAGCAGAGCCCGGACGCUCGCCGACACCAUCCUCUCCUUGGUUCCUCCGCCGCCGAAUACGGCCGCCGGAUGCCGCUGCAGGGGCCGCCGCUGUCUCUCCUGCUGCGGCGGCGGCGACGAGGCCAGGUCGUUCCUUGUCGACCCCGGCGAUCCCUCCGACUACCGCGGCCUCCUGAACAGAUGCUACGUCGUCGUUUCUGUGAACGCGCCUCCCCUCCGCGUCUUCGAUCCUCACUGCCGGUGGCCGCAGAGCGAGAUUGUCAGAAGAUCCAUUGAAAUGAUAUUGAGUGAAGAACCUGCUUCUUCAAAUUUGAUCUGCUGUGGUUACUAUAAAGGCACUCGCUCGAGUGAUGUGGUUGAUGUCCUAACUUCCUCAAUUUGGACACUCCUCCUAAAUAGAGUCGGUGAUAGUCUGAUGGUGUAUUUGUUGAAGUACACUUCAAUAUUUCUGCCUCUGCCUCGAAUGAAGCACCGUCAGAUUACCGGUGACCCCAUCAACAACCUCGUCCCGUCAGUGGGGUUGCCUUACUCUAAAUCUCAGCAUCAUCCAGUUGCGCAAAAUGGAUCUGCGAAGAAGAGGAAAAGGGUCGAAAGGGUUAAGCCGAUACCAGUGAAGAAGCUUUGCACAUCGUCAAACUGUGUUGAGUCAACUGCAGAUAAUGGAUCAAGUUGUCUUUCUAGUGAAGAACUUCCUCCUACAAAACGUGAAGAAAGUACAGAGCAAAAUACUGUUUCAUCUCGUAAAGGAAAGCGUAAAAGAAAUUUUUGCUGGCACCGCAGACUAAAACGUAGGCCGUUGGUUGUUCGAGGAACGCAUUCUUUGAUCCCAUGUAGAGUAAAUAGUCGGGAUAUCGAGCUUCAAAAUGGCAUCUCCACAAGUUCAACAAGCUACGAGAGUGUAAGUAUCUUGGUACUAAUUGCCUGA